This is a messenger RNA of Pyricularia grisea, 2539 nucleotides long. RefSeq lists its product as uncharacterized. NCBI's taxonomy places the organism in Eukaryota, Fungi, Ascomycota, Sordariomycetes, Magnaporthales, Pyriculariaceae. Bases 1 to 2451 code for a protein of 816 amino acids. The record is from RefSeq and is a predicted model, not a curated record. The transcript has 6 exons.
AUGGCUCUAUUCAGAACCACCAUGGACAAAUGCUAUAUUUGCGACGUCCCGUUCUGGGCUGAGGUUUCUCCUUCGCCAGAGACAGUGACCUGGAGUCAUUUGAACACAACUGAACUCAUAAGGCAGUUCAACAACAACAACAUCACUGAAAGUGAAGUCGCGUGGCUGCCGGAGUGCUUCGCACUGAGGACGCGCUUCAAUGAUUCGAUUGUCCCAGACCUGCAUAUUCCCAUUCAUUGGCCUUGCUACGAGGUUGUAGCCGGUGCGCUUACCGGUCGGAUUGGUAAUACCUCUCCAGUUCAAAAGGAUACGCUAGUCGAAGUAUGGACUAAUAUGACAGAGGGCUUCCAAUGGCCUCUGGACCACAAACCGGAUGACAGGAGCGAGCAUGCAGAAACCCCAGGCUUCUGCACCUCACUUACUUGCGAAAGCAAAGACGUGCGUGCCGCAGACCCCAGACCCUCUGAAAAGGUCACACUGAACUUGCGACGGGCCCUCGAGCAGAUCAGCCAUAAACUUGUUCUUCAAACACCGACGUUUACAUCUCCAGCCAGCCCUAAAGAUCAAGACCGGUUCGCAAUGUUGAACUACGACAUCACUUGGAUGUUAUCGAAAUACCUGACCAGCAAGGAGCUAUUGGCUCUCUGCAGUGCAUCACCCAGUGUAUAUAGAGAAACCACCACCUUUCCGGGGUUCUGGGCAUCCCGAAUCCACCACGAGUUCCCCUGGUUCGUUGAGGCACACGAAAUCCUGCGAGACCGUUCGAUCCAGCCCCCCUACCACCCAAAAAGACUCUACACGGCCAUACUGCACGAAACCAAGGUUCGAUGUGGCGUCACAGGUGCCUGGAUGCCCAUUGUCAACCGCAGAUACAUCUGGCAGAGGUUUUCUGGCGAAUUUGCUCGCCUCUACCAUAAGUUCCGUCGGCCGACGGCACUGUGCAAGACCCAAAGUGACCACAACACCAACGCCGAAGAUGUCAAACGGAACAUUGAAAACUCUGCCAUAUGUCCCUAUCAGGCCCGGGUUUCCUUCCCCGUUCCCUUUGCCCCAGGAAGCACCGAACCACCCAGCAGCUUCGUAAAGAAAGUCUUCUGGGUCAAGAAGUGGUCUCAAGUUUAUCGCCUGCCGGCGGGAUUCUUCGCCAUUCGACGCGACACGUAUUCGCCCGUCCAUUUUUGCCAGAGCUCCUUGGCACCGCAACUUGGAGGGUUUUACGUCGCGUCCUGGCCGCAGGUGUUCUUAGUAACCCAGCCAGCGGCAAGGAUGAUGGGGACUCUGGAUUUCAAGGAUCCUUUGCCAAUUCAGGUACCCCGGGACAUGUAUGAUUUCCAUUUGCAAACUUAUAAUUUUGGUAAUUACGAGACGGUCACUUGGGUUACGGGGAUAAUACUCAACAGCAGCCCUAUCGAGUUGGAGCAAAUACGCCGCCUCUGGGAUGACAAGAACGGGGGGAUCCUACCUGAGCAUGCCAGUCUCGGUAGGCAUUGCCAGACUGUCCGCAAUGUGGAUUUUUAUUUCGAGGGAGACAAGGUCGAUUGUAUGUUUGGCAGAAUCCCAGAGCUCUUCAGACGACCGUUUCUACCUCCCGAUGGUUGGAGUAUCGUGGGUUUUGAAUCUCAAGAUAUGGAAAUUGAUGGAAAGUUCAAUGCGCAGCACCUCGGCCUCCUCUGCGCAAAACGCCCCAAUAAUGACUACGACCCGUCGCCCCCAGAAUCAACGCCGCCGCCUCUGCCCCUGUUGAAGCAGCCUCGACUGUGGCGCUCCAGCUACAGAUGGCGACUUGGCACCCCGAUCUGGUCCACACCCGGCAUCCACAUGCAUGAGAUCGUCGAGCGAGAGGACACCAGCGAUCCACGCCAGUUCCCAUUGGACAUGGUGCCUCACUACGCCUUAAUAUGGGACCCUUUGGGCACAAACGAAAAGAAUCUGCGGAGCAUAGCCGCUGACACCAUUUACCGCCCGGGGAGCGACCUGGAUGGGACAAUCGUUGAUCUGAGGUUCGUUUGCGCUUCUAAUCUUCCAGGCAGCGGGAAGGACUCCUGGGCAGUGAGAGGAAAUUGGUGGCGCUCGAAUGAUCCCAAGCCGGUUAGUUAUCAUUUUAAUGAACCAGUAAAUGGUUGGGAUGGAGAGCGUAUUACCGGUGUCGACGUUGUCCUUGGAUCAGAUGGAGGCACCAGAGGAAUCAAAUUCCUGACCAAUCAAAUGCAACACCACACUUGGGGAUUUUAUGUAGGACGGCCGAGACUUGCCAGCGGCGAGAUUAUCAAGCAAUUGCGUGCCCCAGACGGCGAGAAGAUCAUCGGCCUCGUGGUGACAUUUGAGAACAAUAUUUGGGGGGAGCCCGACAUCAUGGCUCUCAGCUCAGUUGGCCUGUUGACCAAGGAAAUGGACCAAACCGGGGUGGAUCACGGUAAAGAGAAAGCGGAAAACGACUAUGUCGAGUUGUGACGGAUUUGAGUUAUGGUGACGUUUCUUUUUGAAAAGCUUUGCCCAGAGAAACCCAUGCCACAUUUUGAAGCUUUGGUUGCGAGGGGUG